Fusarium pseudograminearum CS3096 is the source of this 1260-nucleotide messenger RNA. RefSeq lists its product as uncharacterized. Lineage: Eukaryota; Fungi; Ascomycota; Sordariomycetes; Hypocreales; Nectriaceae. The record is from RefSeq and is a predicted model, not a curated record. The transcript has 2 exons. Bases 1 to 1260 code for a protein of 419 amino acids. Gene Ontology annotation, molecular function: hydrolase activity.
AUGCUUCCGGAACCAACAAUCACUCUUAGCAUCCCUAGCAUAAACGAUGGGACCCUUCUUGAUUGCCGCAUCUACCAUCCUCUCUCGCUAGCUGCGAAUCCAGAAGCGCCGACAUGGCUGAAACAUGCCGCUGUGGUGGCUCAUCCGUAUGCGCCCAUGGGAGGAUGCUACGAUGAUCCUGUCGUAGGAGCUGUAGCUGCGCAAUUGCUUCGAAAAGGUUUCCUGGUAGCAACCUUUAAUUUCCGGGGUGCUCAUGGAUCGGCGGGACGGACUUCAUGGACUUCGAAACCCGAACGAGACGAUUAUGCGACCGUUGUGGCGUUUGCUCUACAUUACGUCCAUUACCUCGAUCCUUUCAAACCACAUCUAGAAAGCUUUCUAAAAAGCGAGCCCUCGACGCCGACAAGUUCAGACAUACCAAUCGGCUUGGAUACGGCCAUCGCAUCGGUUCCUCGCGUACGACCUGUCUUACUUAUGGGCGGCUAUUCAUACGGUGGCUUCGUAACGAGCCGGAUACCUCCGCUCGAUGCGAUUCUCCAACCAUUUAUAUCACCAAUUGUAGGGUCAGAUGCAGCAGAAGUCCGACUUCGAGCUGAGCAUUUAGCCGAACAGCAGAAUGUCAUCCUGUCUAGUACUCGAUCUGCGAUGAUGGAAGGAUCAGCGAGAGGGAGGAGUAAGCGCGGUGUCAGAGUUGGUGGUGACGAGAGUGGUAGCCGCAGUCCCCGCCGAAGCACUUCUAGCGCAAGAAGAAGUUUCUCUCUGGACGAUGAGAGGUUUCGAAGGGGUGUUCAUGAUUUUAUCGCAAAGGCGCGGGUAGGCAGGCAUUCCCGCAAUGUCUCACAGACGUCUCCGUCAAAGGUUUCAGAAGAACCUCAGCCAGGAGAGAGUCUACCGAGAAUUACAGAUCUCACCAUGCCGAGGCCAGCUUAUCUCAUGGUUUCACCACCACAAGGAAUCGUCAUGCAUGCAUUAAGCAUGUCAAUUCUUCCGUCGGCAUUCACGAAGAAUAAGGAUCCGCAUGAUUCGGCGGCGGAAGAAAAGCUUAUCAGGAAUCCAUCGUUGAUGAUAUUUGGGGACGAAGACGGGUUCACAGCUGUAUCAAGGUUCAGAUCUUUAACAGCCAGGCUGCAUGAGAAAAAAGAUUCUGGGUUUAGAGGAGUCGAAAUUGAAACGGCGGGACAUUUUUGGAUAGAACCCGGAGUUUUGAAUCAGAUGAGAGAUGUGGUUGGGAGGUUUGCUAUUGAAGUACUUGCAGGUUAG